Messenger RNA from Contarinia nasturtii (swede midge), 1290 nucleotides. RefSeq lists its product as uncharacterized. The coding region runs from base 384 to 908 and encodes 174 amino acids. Lineage: Eukaryota; Metazoa; Arthropoda; Insecta; Diptera; Cecidomyiidae. The transcript has 3 exons. The record is from RefSeq and is a predicted model, not a curated record.
GUAUUAGCGAUAAGAGCAUUCAAAAAUAUAUUUUGUGCCUAUAUUGUUUAGAUUUUUGAGAACAAAAGAAACCAAUUCCUUUUGUUCAGCUAUCAGUUAAAAUUAAGACGCAGUAUUUCACCAUGCAGAUUCCACGUGCACUAUUAACAUUCAAAUUCGUUAUCAAAAACGCUCUUUAGACUUUAAAUUCUUGUUUGAAAUCAAAUAAAUAGUUCCAUAACUGUCGGUGAGUUUGUGACUAUUAUUCGAACUUGUGAUACGUUUGGUACGACUUUGGCAUUCAAGUUUUCAUAAGUGUUAGAAAUUUAAUUUUUUUAGCAAAAUCAAUAAAGUGAAGAAUAUUAUAACGUAAGCAAUUCUAACAUCGUUAUAAUAACAAAGAAAUGGAAUCACAAUCGCAAGCAAGUGAACGUGAUGGAGCAGAAGGCAAUAAAACAAUCGUUGUAUUUGGAGUAAAUCCAAAAAUUAUGCAUAUACUUGUUAGUCUCCUCAGUAAUGAUGGGAAUUUAGAAGUCAUAAUUACGGAUGAUGAUUAUCCUAUCAUAGUGAAUCCAAAAGAUCCAUCAUGGAGACCCAACCCAAAGUAUAUUCUUUGUCAUGCAUACCAGCCAGAUCGUAUUGAAUCAUUUUUAGCAAGUCUUCACGGAUCAUUUCGAUUCGUAGUGGCAUUUGAUUAUGGCAGUCUCUUUCGCGAAAGUUUCGGGUUUAUGCUUCAUUAUUUAGAAAAUACCAUUCAAAUGAUGGGAGCGAGAGCAAGACAAACAAACAGAAGAAGAAAAAAAACAUUACAACAAACGGAUAUGACUUCCAUAAUAAAAGCAACGCGUUAUCAGUAUUUACCAGCAUUUCGCGGAACACAGAAAAAAAACUAUGGGAAUAAUGCAAUACCAAAUAAUCAUAAACUGUAAUAAAACCAAAAGUAGAAAUGAACAAACGAGUUAUAUGAUUGCAAAACACAAAUGAAUUAUUCGAGAAAUGCCACGCAAACAAAAAAUAAAGCGAACAAAAAAAAUCCAACUCACGCAGCCCCCAGAACAUUUUGAACAUUAGCAGCGAUUUUAAUAACGAGCCCGAAAAAACACACACCAUAUUAUCUUUGGCGUAUUAGUUGUGAUUCGUUUGCUUCCCCAUUUGAAGCAGGCGCGCGAUUGUUCGCUCCCAAAUAAAUAGCGAAACAUGUGCGUACAGUCGUUCCCUUGGCAUUCAUAAAUAAACGGGUUUGCUGUUGUUAAUUUUGAUUUAGAAUCACACCACGAAAUGGAGAAAACAACAAAGAAUUUCAUGAGAGAA